CGGGCGAUCGCGUAGCAGCUGUCAGUUUGGGGCUGUGGUUCCGUUUCAUAAUCCGGCGGAAGCGGGUGAACUUUUCUCCUGCUGUCUCGCUACGAAAGCGUCCGUGGAGUUUUCGACGGGUCUCGUUCCGGGUUUGGUCGGUUUCCGGUUGCUGUGCUGCGUGUGUUGCGUGCGUGUGUGUUGUGCCGUUUGUGUGGACGUGAUUCUUGCUGAACCUUCGAUUGUGCUCCAUUGUUAGUGAUUGUGGCGUGGCCUAAACCCCAAGAUCGUCCCGGGUGCCAUUGCGAGUACCGCCCACACACAACCACCGCGGACUGCGUGUUGGAAGUCGAGCAUCCUAGAAGGUUGAAAGCUUUGAUCGUAUAGGUUCGCUAAACUGGAAUAACAAAGCGACAUUGCUGCAAAAAUUUAAAGGGCAAGGCCGCGUUUCCUUUAUUUUCUCCACUGGUUACCAACGUAUCGACCCUGACAGUGUAACUGUCUGCUACCGCCGCUCCAACACUAGUCGACCCACACACCCUCACCAUGUGGUGGAAAUUCAUCGUCGAGGUUACGAAUGAGUACAAGAUCCUGCGGGGCAUGAUUUCGUACUCGGCGCUCUGGCCGAUCGGGUGUCUCAUUCAACAGACGUUCGAGGGCAAGCGGCUGAAGAACUACGACUGGGAGCGAUGCUUACGCUACAGCCUAUACGGUACGUUCGUGUCCGCGCCGAUGCUCUACUGCUGGAUGCGAUGCGCCAACAUCAUGUGGCCCCGGACGGACUUUCGGUCGUCGUUGGCGAAAGCGUUCACCGAGCAGGCCGCAUACGACCCGUUCGCCAUCGUGCUGUUCUUCUACGGCAUGAGCAUCCUGGAGCGCCGGUCGCAGCAACAAGCCGGUGACGAGGUACGGGACAAGUUCUUUGACACCUACAAAGUCGGGUUCUUUUACUGGCCGAUGGUGCAGACGGUAAACUUUUCGCUGGUCAAACCCAAGAACCAGAUCGUCGUGGCCGGGUUCUUCAGUCUCAUCUGGACAACGUUUCUGGCGUACGUAAAGACGAGCAAAAAGCAGACCACCGAGUUGGCAGCAGCGAUGUAGAACUGUAAAAAUUCUUUCGACUUUUCCGAUUGGUUACAACAGUGGUAGACUGAUUUAGGUUGUUGCAAUGUAUCUCAAAAGAGCUACUGUAAAGUGUAUCCCUCAACGAUGGUGCUAAUAAAUAGAUAGUUUGUAUUUAUGUACUA
Molecule: messenger RNA, 1226 nt
Organism: Anopheles gambiae (African malaria mosquito)
Lineage: Eukaryota; Metazoa; Arthropoda; Insecta; Diptera; Culicidae
Product: mpv17-like protein
Exons: 5
Coding region: 526-1080 (184 amino acids)
Cellular component (GO): membrane; cytoplasm
Source: RefSeq, a predicted model, not a curated record